This is a messenger RNA of Ruditapes philippinarum (Manila clam), 1081 nucleotides long. Its product is annotated as monocarboxylate transporter 12-like. Lineage: Eukaryota; Metazoa; Mollusca; Bivalvia; Venerida; Veneridae. The transcript is spliced from 4 exons. Gene Ontology annotation, biological process: transmembrane transport. The coding region runs from base 1 to 921 and encodes 306 amino acids. Gene Ontology annotation, molecular function: transmembrane transporter activity. The record is from RefSeq and is a predicted model, not a curated record.
AUGCAUCUGAGGAACAAAGAGGGCCGCCGCCUUGGACCGGUCAGAAGCAUAAGCACUGCUGGGGAGUUUAAACCGGUUAAUAGUGCACCAAAAAUCACUCUUAGCUCACCAUGUAGACGGUGUUUCUUAUUGACAAAUAUGAAAUUAAAAAAAAGCAUUUCUCGUGGCCUCUCGGAUGAAACAAAUAAUCAACAGAAAAAGCUUAUUGAAAGGUGUUGCAAUGCACUUAACUUAGAUUUUUGUUUGUUUAAAAAAAGACGUUUCUCACUGUUAGUACUAGCUUUUACUAUCUGUUCAUUUGGCCACAUUACUAAUUACAUUUUAAUUCCUGCCCAUAUAAAAACACUAGGGUAUAGUAACACUUACAUUACAAUAGGUGUAUCUAUAAUUGGUGGCGCAGAAUUGAUCAGAAGAAUCGCUGUAGGGUGGUUUGCAGAUCUGAAUUUUAUUCAAAAGAAAUAUAUAUUCGUAGUUUGUAUGUUUAUUGGAGGAGUGUUUGCUUUGAUAUCACCACUGGUCGGUACUUUUACGUUUAUGGCAGUGUACGCCGGAGUCGCGGCGGCUUUUCCAGCGUCUUUUCUUGCCCUUAUAUCAGUGUUAGCGAUUGAAAGUGUGGGUAUGGAAAAUUUUGAAGCAGCCUUCUCGAUCAUGUUUGUCUGUAUGUCAGUUCCGUCUUUGAUCUGCCAGCCUAUCGCAGGUUGGAUGGCAGAUUAUUACGGAAGCUGGUAUCCUGCAUUUAUCUUAACCGGUAUUACUCUAAUUUUUGCUGGUGUUAUACUUUUGAUAGAACCAGUUGUCAUUCGAUAUGGCAUGGGCAAAACCUACUCAUUUAAAAAUGUUGAUAAAGAAGUGGCAUCUCCAGUAAAUUGUAUACAUUUGAAAGCUCAUAAACAAGACAAAGAAGACAAUGAAAUCAAAUAAUCCUGAUAUUAUCGAAGAAACACACGUUCUUGCAUUGGAAAUUUAAUCCCGAAGAAAUAACAAUAUGUAAUAAAAAACAAAAUAAAUUUACUUUGAUGUAUGUUAUAUGAGCCGCGCCAUGACAAAACCAACAUAAUGGGUUUGCGACCAGCAUGGAUCC